AUGUCAAAAUCAGAGACAGAUGCACCUCCUACGGUUGGUGGAGAUGGCACUUGCAGCUAUUACAAGAACUCCUACUACCAGAGAAGAAGUGCAAAUGUAGUUAAAGAAAGAAUUGAUGAGGAGAUUGCUAAGAAAUUGGACUUCAAGAGCCUUCCAAUUGCUUCAAACACAUUUCGUCUUGCAGAUUUAGGAUGUUCAGUAGGACCAAACACCUUUCUCCAUGUCCAAAAUUUGCUAGAAGCUAUCAAGCACAAAUAUGAAAUGCAAUUCCAUACCUCCCAAAUUCCAGAAUUUCAAGUUUUCUUCAAUGAUCAACCAAUGAAUGAUUUUAAUACCCUCUUUAACAAUCUCCCACAAGAAAGACAAUACUUUGCAGCUGGUGUGCCAGGCUCAUUCUACGAUCGAUUAUUUCCUGAGUCCUUUCUCCACUUUGUGUACUGUUCUAUUUCACUCCAUUGGCUGUCUAAGCUGCCAGAUCUUGUGUUAGACAAGAACUCCCCUGCAUGGAAUGGAGGAAGAAUUCACUACACAAAUGCACCAAAUGAAGUUGUCAAAGCAUAUGCUUCACAAUUUGCCAUGGACAUGGAGAACUUUCUGAAAGCAAGAUCUAAAGAGCUUGUUCCUGGAGGGAUGAUGGUGAUAAUUUCACAGGGUAUCCCUAACGGGAUGCUUUAUUCUGAACUCCAAAAUGGCUUUAUGUUUGAGUGUAUGUCACUGAGCCUCAUGGAUAUGGUGAAAGAGAGAAUAGUCUCUGAAGCUCAAGUGGACUCCUUCAACCUGCCAUUUUAUGCUGCUUCUCCAGAGGAGAUGAAAGAAAUUGUGGAAAGAAAUGGUUGUUUCAAUAUUGAGAAAAUGGAAUUGAAUGACCCAGCAGCAUGGCUGAAAGGACGGAUUAAUGUACCUGAAUGGGUGGUGCAUGUAAGAGCUGCAAUGGAGGAAUCAUUCAGCAAACAUUUUGGAGGAGAAGUCACGGAUGAAUUAUUUGAUCGCUUAACGAAAAAGCUUACCGAGUUCUCUGAUAAGCUGGAGUUAAAAUAUAGGGAAAAAACUCUUCUUUUAGUUGUUUUAAGGCGUAAAUGA
Messenger RNA from Dovyalis caffra, 1080 nucleotides. NCBI's taxonomy places the organism in Eukaryota, Viridiplantae, Streptophyta, Magnoliopsida, Malpighiales, Salicaceae. The record is from the annotation of a GenBank genome assembly.